UUCCUUCUCCCCAACCAUGACUUUAGCAAAAAUGAGUCGUCCGUCUGUGUCCGCAAAUUGGAAAAAGCUAUGCUCAAAAAUAAACAAACCUAGUAAAUCCUCUAAACCGAAUGCGACCCGACCCACUACCAAGUCGAAAGUCUCGAGCAGAAAGGCAAAUACCGGUGCUUCUAAAACAGUUUCUGCUGACAGCACUGUUUCCUUGGUUGCGGGAAGGAAGCGGAAAGAUACUGUGGACGGCAAGCCGGUUAUCAAGGCGGCAAAGCGAAGCAAAGUCGAUGACACUCAGUCUCAACUGAGAACCAAGAAUGGCAUACCAAAGAAGAAACUAAGCAGAGCCGCUCCGGUGCCCUCUCCUCCUCCACAAGACGAUGAUACGGAAGAUUCAGAUUUUGAAAUUGGCGGCGCUCUCCACUCCUCUGUGGUCCUACGGAAGGCAUCAACCAAUAUGUGCUGCAAUGCCCCGCCUGUAGAAGAUGGUCCGAAACGAUCUAUUGAGGAAUGGUAUGAGGAGUUUGAUCGCGAAGGGAGUGGUCUUGGUGAAGAGGAGGCAACUUUCAAAUCAAUAAGAGACAGAGAUCGUAAAAUAUUAGAGCUUGUUUUGACUGCUGGAACGGGAUCCGCGCUUUCGGAUGGUGAGGAGGUGGAGCAGGUUCAGGUUCAAAGAUCCAGAGUGACUGCCACCAAAGAUGGUCGAAAUACCCAGGCGGUCACUACAGAGUAUGUCACAACCACCGCUACGGUGAAGAAACCACUUGAUUUGCUGGAUGGAAUGGAUGUUUCGGAGCGAGCGAAAACCAAGGUUGGCAAAUACAUUGCUAUGGAUUGUGAAAUGGUGGGAGUUGGCGAAGACGGAACACAGUCUGUUUUGGCUAGAGUUAGUUUGGUUAAUUUCCAUGGGCAUACGUUACUGGAUAAAUAUGUGCUGCCGCAGGAGGAGGUGACCGAUUACAGAACGUGGGUUAGCGGCAUUACACCCGAAUUGUUAAAAAACGCCAUUUCUUUUAAACAAGUGCAAAAGGAAGUGGCGGAUUUGAUAAAGGACCGCAUUGUCGUUGGACAUGCUCUAAAGAAUGAUUUUCAGGCACUGCUUCUGGAUCACCCACAUCGACUCGUACGAGAUACGUCAUUAUACAAGCCCUUUCGUGCAAUGGCCAAGAACAGGGCACCUGCGCUGAGAAGAUUAGCCAAAGACUUGCUGGGUUUGCAGAUUCAGAGUGGCGAACAUUCUUCUGUCGAGGAUGCGAGGGUCGCCAUGUUAUUGUAUAGAAAAGUCAAGGUCGAAUGGGAGAAAACACUGUUGCGGAGGAUAGAAAAGGGACUUGACAAGACGUAAUUUUACGUAGAAGCAUAUACUUGUACUGUGUAUUGCGCAAAACGAUGCAGGCAAACCAAAACAAGGACAGCUUGGAAAAAUGUC
Spizellomyces punctatus DAOM BR117 is the source of this 1420-nucleotide messenger RNA. RefSeq lists its product as uncharacterized. The transcript is spliced from 3 exons. Gene Ontology annotation, biological process: rRNA processing. The coding region runs from base 17 to 1336 and encodes 439 amino acids. Gene Ontology annotation, cellular component: nucleus. Gene Ontology annotation, molecular function: 3'-5' exonuclease activity; nucleic acid binding. The record is from RefSeq and is a predicted model, not a curated record. NCBI's taxonomy places the organism in Eukaryota, Fungi, Chytridiomycota, Chytridiomycetes, Spizellomycetales, Spizellomycetaceae.